AUGGAGAGUCUCAUUGAAAUCGUGGAGCCAGACACGGAGGCAAUAUUUCAGUUUGUUAUAAAGGGCGAUUUGGAAUCCAUUGCAAAAUGUUCACCGUCCGAGUUGAAGAAGUGCACUGACAAAAAUGGUUCCACCUUGUUGCAUUAUGCUGCCGGAAAUGGGAACCUGGAGAUAUGCAAGUAUCUCCUACAAGAAUGCGAAUUUAAAGUAGAAGAGUCAAGUCAAAAGACUGGAAGGGCUGCUCUACAUUGGGCUGCUCGGAAUGGUCACGCUUCUAUCUGCCAGACUCUAGUAGAUGAAUUUGGAGCAAGGGUGGAUUCCUUGGCCAGAGGUCAAGUGACACCAUUGCAGCUGGCCAUUUGGCAAUGCCAUCUAUCUACCGCCAAGUGUUUGGUGGAAAAAUUGGGUGCCAAUCCUCAUUUUCCCAACUCCUGGGGAUGUGGAAUUGGCCAUUGGUUGGGAAAGUCACCGAUUUAUGAUGGUUCUCAAGGUUCCAAGAUCCAACUGCGGGAAGCUUGUGACUGGUUGUUUGGACAUUGCGGAGUAGAAUAUAAUCUUCCCAAUAAUUAUGGACAGUGUCCUUUGCACAAGGCUGCCUACGCAGGUAACCUAAUUGUCGCACAGUAUCUCGUGGAGACUUACGGCAUAGUCGACUCGGUGCGGGAUUUCAAUGGGAAUUCGGCAGCUGACUGUGCCGAACGAAGUCAACAACACGAGGUGGCUUGUUGGCUACGGCGGUUCGCCUCUCCGCCGUUUCACAAUGCCAUUGCGUGUCUGGGUUUUGCGGCCGGAGAAAGGCCUAGUAUAUGGGAAAUUCGAAGAUCCUACCUGGACCUCGCCAAGAAGCAUCAUCCUGACAAGGUUUCGUCGUCAUGUGACGGCAGCCACAAUGAAAGUGCAAUUGCAAGAUGGAAUGAAAUACAACAGUCGUUUCGUCUCUUGGCAAGCUGGUGGCAAGAUCCUCCUGACGUCUUUGACCUGCACAUUCGGAUGGCCUGUCGAAAUGCCAAGCUUUUGGAGUACGAAAAGCUUUGUUGGAUUCCAAGCUGGCACAAAGAACAAAAGCGACAAGAAGAGCGUCUGAACAGCAGUCAUAACAACAACAAUCCAUCAGAGAACCCGACUUCCCAAGGAAUACGAAAAGAAUUGGCAUGUUCCGAUACCGAAACCAAGAGAGUUUGGUUGUCGCAAGUUGAGUUAUUUACUGGAGACGAAAUGCCCUCGCAUUCAAGUCGAAAAGGCGGAUGGGUUACAGGAACCAGUUGUGCGCGUUGCAAAGAUGAUUGGAGUUCAAAGUGA
Messenger RNA from Cylindrotheca closterium, 1299 nucleotides. Lineage: Eukaryota; Bacillariophyta; Bacillariophyceae; Bacillariales; Bacillariaceae. The record is from the annotation of a GenBank genome assembly.